AGUUGGAGUUGCACGGAUGGUCAGCUGCAGAUUGUGGUUCGUCACCUAAGACAGGAGAGAAUUAGAGUGUGUGUUACUGCCGGUUUUAAUUAAGUUCUUGGGAGGUAUAACAGAAAGUUUGCUGUGAAAUUGCUGUUAAGUUUGAUAAUUACGGAAAUGGGUACUACCUAGCGAAGGAUGUCAUUCACCAGUGAAAGUUUUGUGAUCUACAUGGCGAGUUCUAUCAAAGGCGCCUAAGGAGCACUGGGUGUGACGGAGUUCACCAUCAGACUGUUCAGCUUUGAAGACCCAGGACAGCACAUUCAGCAUGCAUCGGGAGAGUGAUCGCCAACCAGCUCGUUUAUCAUUGAAGCGGAAGAGAACAGUGUCCGACAAUGCGGAUACUGAGAACAACCCAUCUGCACAGGAAUCAGGAGCUCAGCAAUCUGCGAAUCAGAGUUGGAUAUUGGCAAAUGAAGUAGUUCCGGAAACUGACACGUGCUCAUCUGGCCCAUUGAGUGACAGUAUAUUCAGCAGUGAACUUGAAUCAGACAUAGAUUGUCCUCGAGAACAUACAACACCCAUGUCUGUGCCUUCUUCUUGGAGCCAAUUUCGAGAAAUGGUGUGCCCCCUAACUCCUUUCUCUGAUCGCUUGUCUCCACUUCCUACACUGAAAUGGGCCAAUGCACAAGAGGUCUGGGAAAUCAUGUGCCACAAAGAUGAGAUUUUCUCCCAGGAACGCGAUGAAAAUUUGUUUUCCAAACAUCCUGGCCUCCAACCACGCAUGAGGGCUAUUCUUCUAGAUUGGCUUAUAGAAGUGUGUGAAGUAUACAAGAUGCACAGAGAAACUUACCAUUUGACGAUGGACUUCAUUGACCGGUAUUUGUCCCACAAGCGAGAUAUACCAAAACAACAUCUUCAGCUCAUAGGUAUUACAUGUCUCUUUAUAGCUGCCAAAGUUGAAGAAAUAUAUCCUCCCAAAAUAGCAGAAUUUGCUUUUGUAACUGAUGGUGCCUGUUCGGAGAAUGAAAUUCUUGACAUGGAGCUAGUCAUACUGAAGACAUUAAAUUGGAACCUGUCUCCCGUGACAGUGAACUGUUGGCUUAGCAUGUACAUGCAGCUUUGUUGUGAUGGUCGGAAGAGGGCACGACGAGCUGAAUGUUUGGGCCAGCCUGAUCCUAGCUUUAUAUUCCCUCAGUAUUCUGGGUUGGCAUUUGUUCAGACUGCUCAGUUGGUAGACCUGUGCAUGCUUGAUGAAGGAAGCUUGAAAUUUGCUUACAGUAUAUUGGCAGCUACUGCUCUAUAUCACAUGUUCAGUCGGGAACUCUCGCUUUUUGUAUCAGGCCUGCAGUGGAGGGAUAUAGCGAAUUGUGUCAAGUGGAUGGCUGCAUUUGUGUAUGUUAUUCGAGAGGAGGGUCAGACUCAAGUGACAGCUGCUGUUAGGCAAGGCACAGCUACCAGUGAUGCCAAUACUGGUUCUGGAUUGUUAAAAUCUAUGCCUCAUGUUGUUGUGGAUGACUCGCAUAACAUUCAGACUCACACAGUGGAUCUCCAAAUGCUGGACAAGGCAAAAACACGUGAAAGUCAGAUAGCAUCUAUAGAAGAGAGUCCAUCAGCGGCAGCAGCAGCACCAGGGCUUCUUACGCCACCACCUUCCAGUAGGAAGAGCAUAUCAGAUCACAAAGUCACAUUAGCAGGAAGUCUUUCUUAGGAAAAUACAUUCCAUUAUAAAAUUGCACAUCAUAAAUACAAUGAAGACCAUAUCAAUACUGAAAGUGCAAGGUGUUGGGACUUAGGACAUUUCAUUUUGCAUGUAUUGUCAGCUAUAGCUCUAAUGUAGUGUAGCUAUUAACAUCAUAGCUAGUGUAUAUAUGUAUGAGUGUACAGUCAGAAACAAAUGCUCAUGGGUAUCUGUAUUUCCAUCUGACAUGGGGACUUGUUUAGCCCUUGAAGCAACUAAAAGAUACAAGAUUAAGUAGUAAGUUCGGUGUUUGGGAUUAAAAAAAUAAAAGUGCCAAUUUUAUAAUCCUACUUGCAAGUAAAUAUAUGUUUGUCAAAACAAAUUUUAUUCAAAAUAAAAAGUAUAAAUAUUUAAUGAUGUAGGUGUAAGAAACUAAUCAUUUUUUUCAACUUAAAAGUUUACAUUGUGUUGUCAGUACUUUUUUUUUUAUCAGAAAUGUUGUAUAUGAGGGGUUUGUACAUUAUAAGCAUAUUGUAUUGCCAUUGAGUAGUGACUGGUUCACAGAAAUGUGCCCAUACCACAAGUGAAUAGAACAGUGGCUAUCAAUGCCAGAGAAGCGCUUUUUAAUUCUAGUCUCUUGUCCUCAGCCAUAGUACUUUCACACGCUUAAAUUGAUGGGUAAAUAAUGUUUCAUUUUUCAAAUCAGAGCUGGAUUUAAAAGUUAUAUAGAUAUUUUUCCUAUUAAUUUUGGCUUGAAAGAGGUUGGAACUUGUGGGUGGGUAUGUACUGUUAUUGCAAAUGUACUGCAGGAAGUUUUACAGACUAGCUCACGUAGCUGGGAACAGUAUUGCCAUUUCCAUUAAUAAACACACAUUGUCACGUGUUGGGUGUGUCAUGCGACAAAUAAAUUCACGUGGGUCUCGGAUUGAGCGAAUCUUUAUUGGACACUCACACUUAUACACCAUACAAGUAUUAUCGCUUGUGGUAUAACGUGGCUUCUGCGACGUCUCGACUGGGUUCCAACUGUCUUGUAGGAAGGCUAGGUUCCAACUGUGUCCUAUGAAGGCUAAUUAGCUCUGUCACUCUCGGCUUAUGUAGGUGUUCUCGGACCGGAUACGAGACACCAUUCGCCAAGGUUUGAUCUCAUUUGUUUGGCAAUCCGUUGCUUCAGGAACGAUCUCUAUAGAUUACGGCCGUAACGUGUUUCGUCUCAUCUGUUGGUACUCAACGGCCUUUUGUUGUUCAUCUCCGCGGAAACACGUUUGUUGUUUUGGCAUUGUCUACGCAGCGGCCCACUGUUAUUGCAAUGCCAUGGAAGUAUCUACUCCAAUCACGUUACAUAAUUCUCAUAGAUCUAGGGAAAUAACAAGGAGACAUGGUAAGUUAUUAGUUUGUGGUAGAAACGUUUGAAUAGUAACAUGUUAGAGUUUUAAGUCCUUGAGUUGCAUAUUAAAGCCUUUCAUUCAGUUUUAUAUAAAAAUACAAGACUGAAAGAGAUUGCAUAUAACAUUCAUGUAUUAAAGAUAGUAUAUUAGAUAUAAUGAAACGUCAAACAGUCGCAAAGAUUCAUAGUGCUGAGACAAUCGCAGGUGUGUUAACAUUUGGUUGGUACAUAAAUUUACCCAUAUAAGCAUAUUCCUUAUUCAGAUCAAUGCCGUUCUGUUGCUUAUUUGGUAUGAUCUGAUUAUAUCUAAUUGUAUCGUAGGAUUUUAUGGGUUUAUAGAAUUUGAGUGUUUGAAGGUUUUCUUAAAAGCAGAGUGAGGUAGACAGCAUAUUUCUCUUCUAGAGUUAUUUGUCAAAUUCAUAUUUUUAUCUGCAUUGUGUAGUGCUGCUGUGUUAGAAUGAGAAUGGUGGUCCUUAUAGUGAGUGGCAAAGAGAAAAUUAACUAUUGCAAGAUGGUAUAAAAUGAAUAGACACUAUUCUCCCUUGGGACACUUGUGCAAUAUAUUGUAACAGUUACUGGUGUUUGGAGCAAUUACUUAUUCCACAAUCCAUAACCCCUUAUGCUACUGAGACCAGCUCUGUUUGCUCCCUGCUUCAGAGUAACAUCAUUGCUUAUUCACUGCACUCAAUUCUCCUGACUUUUCUGCAGUGUAGUAAACUGAACUAAACACUGAUUGACUUUUGUAGGUGUGUAACCUGUAGGGGAGAUACUCGCAUGUUCACAGGCAACCUGGUUCUUGUCAUCGAAGUGGUUUCCUGAACAUUCCACACAUUAGACAUGUACAG
Molecule: messenger RNA, 3889 nt
Organism: Cryptotermes secundus
Lineage: Eukaryota; Metazoa; Arthropoda; Insecta; Blattodea; Kalotermitidae
Product: G1/S-specific cyclin-E
Exons: 11
Coding region: 308-1690 (460 amino acids)
Biological process (GO): G1/S transition of mitotic cell cycle; regulation of cyclin-dependent protein serine/threonine kinase activity
Cellular component (GO): cyclin E1-CDK2 complex; nucleus; cytoplasm
Molecular function (GO): cyclin-dependent protein serine/threonine kinase regulator activity
Source: RefSeq, a predicted model, not a curated record